GGAUUAGCGCCCGCUGGAGCCUCCUGCGCCCGUUGAGGCGCUAAAGGGCUUACCCGGGAGGGGGGUGGAAGGGCGGAGAGAGGCUCCCCCUUAAAUACCGCUCCCCCGCCACACUCGAGCUCACCCCGGCUCCAGCUGCCUCCCUCGCUCGCCGCUGCCGGAAAGGAGCCGAAAAGAAGGGGGGCGUUCCCAGACCAUGGCCUCGGCGGAAGGUGCCAACAAUAUGCCCAAGCAGGUGGAAGUGCGUAUGCAUGACAGCCACCUCAGCUCAGAAGAGCCCAAGCACCGAAACCUGUGCCUGCGCCUGUGCGACAAACUGGGGAAGAACCUCCUGCUCUCACUGACGGUGUUUGGUGUCAUCCUAGGGGCAGUAUGUGGAGGGCUCCUGCGUUUGGCAUCUCCCAUCCAUCCUGAUGUGGUCAUGUUAAUAGCCUUCCCAGGGGACAUACUCAUGAGGAUGCUAAAGAUGCUCAUCCUUCCUCUCAUCAUCUCUAGUUUAAUAACAGGGUUGUCAGGCCUGGAUGCUAAAGCCAGUGGCCGCCUAGGGACAAGAGCCAUGGUAUAUUACAUGUCCACCACCAUCAUCGCCGCCGUGCUGGGUGUCAUCCUUGUCUUGGCCAUCCACCCCGGCAACCCCAAACUCAAAAAGCAGCUGGGGCCUGGGAAGAAGAAUGAUGAAGUGUCCAGUCUGGAUGCCUUCCUGGAUCUUAUUCGAAAUCUCUUCCCUGAAAACCUGGUCCAAGCCUGUUUCCAACAGAUUCAGACAGUGACGAAGAAAGUCCUGGUGGCCCCUCAGACAGAAGAGGCCAAUGCAACCAAUGCUGUCAUCUCCCUGUUGAAUGAGACUGCCACUGAGGCCCCUGAGGAAACCAAGAUGGUCAUUAAGAAGGGCCUGGAGUUCAAGGACGGGAUGAAUGUCUUAGGUCUGAUUGGGUUUUUCAUUGCUUUUGGCAUUGCCAUGGGGAAGAUGGGCGAACAGGCAAAGCUGAUGGUGGAGUUCUUCAACAUAUUGAAUGAGAUUGUAAUGAAGUUAGUGAUUAUGAUCAUGUGGUACUCUCCCCUGGGUAUCGCCUGCCUCAUUUGUGGGAAGAUCAUUGCAAUCAAGGACUUAGAAGUGGUUGCUAGACAACUGGGGAUGUAUAUGAUAACAGUGAUCGUGGGCCUCAUUAUUCAUGGGGGCAUCUUUCUCCCUUUGAUUUACUUUGUAGUGACCAGGAAGAACCCUUUCUCCUUUUUCGCUGGCAUUUUCCAAGCUUGGAUCACUGCCCUGGGUACUGCUUCCAGUGCUGGAACUUUGCCUGUCACUUUCCGUUGCCUGGAAGAAAAUCUGGGGAUUGAUAAACGCGUGACCAGAUUUGUCCUCCCAGUUGGGGCAACCAUUAACAUGGAUGGAACAGCCCUUUAUGAAGCAGUGGCUGCCAUCUUUAUAGCCCAAAUGAAUGGUGUCAUCCUGGACGGAGGUCAGAUUGUGACUGUCAGCCUCACGGCCACACUGGCAAGCGUUGGUGCGGCCAGUAUCCCCAGUGCUGGGUUGGUCACCAUGCUCCUCAUUCUCACAGCUGUGGGCCUGCCAACGGAGGACAUCAGUCUGCUGGUGGCUGUGGACUGGCUGCUGGACAGGAUGAGAACGUCAGUCAAUGUUGUGGGCGACUCUUUUGGGGCUGGGAUUGUCUAUCACCUCUCCAAGUCUGAGCUGGACACUAUUGACUCCCAACACCGAGUGCAUGAAGACAUUGAAAUGACCAAGACUCAAUCCAUUUAUGAUGACAUGAAGAACCACAGGGAAAGCAACUCGAAUCAAUGUGUCUAUGCUGCACACAACUCUGUCAUAGUAGAUGAGUGCAAGGUAACUCUGGCAGCCAACGGAAAGUCAGCUGACUGCAGUGUUGAGGAAGAGCCGUGGAAACGUGAAAAAUAAGGAUAUGACUCUCAGCACAUUCUUGAAUAAACUCCCCAGCAUAUCUUCUGGUAAAA
Messenger RNA from Perognathus longimembris pacificus (Pacific pocket mouse), 1974 nucleotides. RefSeq names its product solute carrier family 1 member 2 (gene Slc1a2). Lineage: Eukaryota; Metazoa; Chordata; Mammalia; Rodentia; Heteromyidae. Gene Ontology annotation, molecular function: neutral L-amino acid transmembrane transporter activity; glutamate:sodium symporter activity; L-glutamate transmembrane transporter activity. The coding region runs from base 197 to 1918 and encodes 573 amino acids. The transcript is spliced from 11 exons. The record is from RefSeq and is a predicted model, not a curated record. Gene Ontology annotation, cellular component: plasma membrane. Gene Ontology annotation, biological process: L-glutamate transmembrane transport.